Molecule: messenger RNA, 1680 nt
Organism: Brugia malayi
Lineage: Eukaryota; Metazoa; Nematoda; Chromadorea; Rhabditida; Onchocercidae
Gene: Bma-wdr-46
Product: WD-repeat protein BING4, putative
Exons: 13
Coding region: 1-1680 (559 amino acids)
Biological process (GO): maturation of SSU-rRNA from tricistronic rRNA transcript (SSU-rRNA, 5.8S rRNA, LSU-rRNA)
Cellular component (GO): nucleolus; small-subunit processome; 90S preribosome
Molecular function (GO): protein binding
Source: RefSeq, a predicted model, not a curated record
AUGAUGAAAUAUGAGACGAAAACUGAGAUCAUCGACCUUUCUAUUACAAAAAGCGCACUUGUCAGUUUGACGAAAGCCAAAAAACAGCCUUACAUAAAGGAAAAAAACUUCGUCUAUGAGAAAGACCAGAAAAAGUCCAGUGACAGGCAUGAAGUGUUCAUACCUCAAAACGCCUUGAGAAGGCAUGAUACCGGUGCGGCAGAUAUUAAUCCGGAAAAUGUGAAAACAGGUUUCCAUAAAGCAAAGCUUGAAACCAAAAGGAAAAGAUUUCUGGAAAGGACGAGGGAAAUUGCACGGGCGGAGAUUCUCAACAGUGAACAUGAAGGUUUUCUUGCUGGCGAUAAAGGAGAACUUACUUAUACGGUCAAGCAAGAAGAUAUAUGCAAUGCUGUAGAUAUUGCAAGUGCUAGCAAGCACUUUGAUGUGCGAUUAGAGCGUUUUGGUCCAUAUCGUGCCAAUUACAUACAUAAUGGUCGUCAUCUGUUAAUUGGUGGUAAGCGUGGACAUGUUGCUGCGUUCGACUGGUUAACAAAAACACUCCGUUGUGAAAUCAAUGUCAUGGAAGGCGUCCGAGAUGUCAGAUGGUUACAUGUUGAAACAAUGUUUGCUGUUGCCCAAAAGAGAUGGACACAUAUUUAUGACAACACGGGUGUAGAGCUACACUGUUUAAAAAAUUUGCAUGAUGUCAAACGUCUGGAAUUUCUCCCGAGGCAUUUCCUUCUUGUUGCUGGGAGUAAUACGUCAUUUCUGCAUUAUUUGGAUGUUUCGAUGGGCAAAAUGGUGCAAUCUUUUCCAACCAAACAGGGACCUCUGGAUGUAAUGACUCAGAAUCCAAACAACGCUAUCAUUCAUACUGGGCAUGGGAAUGGAACAGUGCAGUUAUGGUCUCCAAAUGUUAAAGGACCGUUGAUAAAAAUGCUAGCUCACCCGUGUUCGGUACGAGGUAUAGCUGUGGAAAAUAAUUAUAUGGCUACUACUGGUCUUGAUCGAAAGCUUAGGAUUUGGGAUGUACGUAAUUAUAAACAAUUAUAUGCUUAUACGUUACCGUUUGGAUUGGCCGAAGUAUCUUUUAGUCAGCGUUAUGCAGUUUCUUGCAGCGUUGGGAAUCAAAUUCAGAUUUUUAAUGAUGUGCAUUUGGGCACAACUACUGCACCAUACAUGUCACAUCAGUGCACCGGAAUAGUUUCUAGCUUGCAAUUUUGUCCAUAUGAAGAUGUUCUUGGAGUUGGACACCAACAUGGAUUCACUAGUUUGCUUGUGCCGGGAAGCGGAGAACCGAACUUUAAUGCACUGUUGACAAAUCCUUAUGAAUCAAAAACUCAACGGCGUGAACGAGAAGUGAAGCAGCUUUUAGAUAAGAUUCAGCCGGAACUGAUUACUUUGGACACUACAGAAAUCGUACAAGUGAAUACGGAUUUGCUUGAGAAAGAGAAUGAACGAUUAAAACUGUUACUCCAUACAAAACCGCGUGAAGUGAAGUUUAAACCGAGGAAUAAGAAGAAAGGAAGAGGCAGUGCUCUGAGGAAGGAACAGAUUAAGCAAAGUGUGCAGUCCGAACAAAGAUUUAUGAUAAACGAAGCACGGAAGAAGUUAAAAGAGGAAUUUUUAACGAAAGAAACAGUGAAGGUUGAAGAUUCUCAAAAAACAGUGCUUGAUAGAUUUCGAAAAAAGGAUGUUUAA